Nezara viridula (southern green stink bug) is the source of this 2625-nucleotide messenger RNA. Lineage: Eukaryota; Metazoa; Arthropoda; Insecta; Hemiptera; Pentatomidae. The record is from the annotation of a GenBank genome assembly.
CUUCAUUCACGUACUUUAUACGUGUAAACUAUUUGUAUAUUAUCAAAAUAAAUGAGAUCUAGCUUUUCAUCACCAUCGGUUUUCAAUCAGCUGAAAUACUUAAAUGUUUACGAGAGUUCGGCGAUUCUUUUAAGUUUCCCUUUUUCCAUCCUUGGCGUUCUCCUAACAGAAGAUGGACCAGCCUCCUUGAAGAGGGCAGUAGUGAAAUUAAAAAUCCACCAACUGUGGCCGGCGGAGACUUUAAUUUAGCGCUGGUAGCCGUCCAAGGCAGUGCUGUGCGCUGCUCCGCUCAAGCAGGUUAUGGCCUUUCGUGUCUGUUGACUACCACCACAGCUGUCUGUAUAUUAGGGCACAUCAUUAGUAGGGGAUCCCCCAUCCAACUGAGUGGAACAUUGAGAGCACUAUCGCACUCCUUCGACAAUGAGCAGAAUGAGGCAGACGCACACCUCAACAAACACUAUAAACCAUCACGACCAUGAAAGCAACUUGGAUGCACUGUUGGAAGAUUUACAAACAACUGUGUCUCGAUCCAAUUCUCAACUGAAUCUCAAUGGAGGUACCGUCACAACAGGGUAUCGAGAAGUAAGACGAACAGUAACAGAUGGUACACCCCAUGGUACUAUGAGUGAAUAUCAGAUAGAGUACAUGAAUCCUGCCAACUCUACGCAUCACUUGGUUGAGAGUACUCACCAUAAUGGCCAACAAAGUCAGAGAAAUGCUGCUUCCUACAAAGAAUACCAAUACUCAACUAGUGAACGCAAUGUACGCAGUGAUGCUAAAUUAAAACAGAAUAUUUCUGAGCUAGACUCACUUUUGGAUGAUCUGAACACAGCACAGAAGAAAAAUUUUUCAGAAAAUACAACUUUGACCAGAAACAUCUCCGGAAUAGACGCAGGUCUCCUAGAACCUGUGCAGAGCAGUACUCCUCAUAAUCGCAUAGUGGAACAAAAGCAUUACCGAGAGGAGCGAGUGAACCGUGGGAGAAGCAGUUCUCCAAGAAGGGAACUGGUGUUCACUGGGCCGAGGAGCAGAGACCCAAGCCCUAUAGGCCGAGAACAGCAAUGGGAUCAAGGACCUCCAGGAGUUCGCCAACAGCAGUUUUACAGAUAUGAGAAGACAACCAGCACUAGGACUUCUGGGCCUAAUUAUAUCCAAGAACUGAAUAACUCUUUUGAACCAAACCAAACAUUGAGAAGCAACUUGGCGAUUGAGGACAGCAGUUUAAGAGGAAGAUCUCCAUCACCCGGUGGAAACAGAAUAGAGUACCACUACUCUAACAAUACAACCAACAUUAGAGAUAAUACACCUCUUUACUCAAAUGAGAAAGUUACCAACUACAGGGACAAUAGGGACCACGAAACAACUCGAGAGUAUUCACCCCAAAGAUAUACUACAGGCAAGACAACUAACAGCUACUCCUACAGCAGUACUAACAAAGAUGUACGAAGUAGCGAAGUCCCUAGGUCACCACCACCACCUCAUCGCUCACCUUCACCAGUAACCUUCCAGCAACCACCUUUACCAGCAGCCCCCAAGAGAAGUGGACCCUACAAUUAUGAUAACCAACCUCCACAGUCACCACAACUACCCCAAAAGUUUUCCCCUUCUGACCCCACUAACAGACUUACUUACAACGUUUCUCAGCAACCACAGACUACAGUGUCAACGUACAAGUACAGCAGUACCACAACUAACAAUUACUCUGUUGGAUCACAAGGUGGCUACCCAGGUGAAGAAGCUCCUCUCCUUCCAAGGCCUUUUCCAACUCCUUCGCCGACACCAGAACAACAACCACCCAAGAAGCUUGAUGAUCUAAUGGCCACAUUCUCAGAUAGUCAAAGGGCAGAGCUCAGGAAUAGACAUAAUACCACUACUACAACCUUGCAUAGGUAUGAUUCAGACAGGUCUAACCAGGCUCUGAUUCCCAAUGGUGGUUAUGACAGGGAGAGAGAAAAGGAAAAAGAAAAAUUCAUAGAGAAAGACAAGACCAUUAUAAAGAAAGAAGAAAGCAAAAAUGUUGAGGGACCUCCUGUCUAUUAUCCACCCGGUGUUGAGCUAUUCAGUAAAAAAGAAGAAGCAAUGUCACAGCAACAGAGUGGGGGAGGAAUGUAUAAAGCUAAAGCUAAGUAUGAAUAUGAAGCAAAAAGCAAAAGCAAACAUAAGGAGAGUAGUGGUAAAGCAGUUGUACCAGUUUGUCUGCCAGUGUGUUGCGCCAUGCCGUGUACCAUUAUGUAAAAGCUUAUUAAGAUUUACUCACAUAUCAACAUGAUGACAAUCAGAUGAUUUAUACAUGACAAUAUAAUAUAUUAUUACGUUUAUAAUUAACAUGUUAAUUUUAUACUAUGCUAAAAAUAACGUGGUAUCUAUGUGAUAACAUGGAGUGUUAGAAUGGCAGUCCACAUUGCCAAUUGUACAGAAGCCUUACUAAUUAUUUUAUGUUCAAUGUUAAAAGCAUAAUCAACAACUUAAACAAUCUCAUUGUAAAACCUAAAUCUGAACUUUUAAAUGAAAUGUUCAAUCUACUGAAAAUGUGAAUUGUAUUAUUGUAAAAAAAAAUUACUAAUUAUUUAAUUAUUAGGAACUUUACACAUUUACCAUUAUGAAUAAAUUAUUUAAUUCCAUUAU